Molecule: messenger RNA, 2628 nt
Organism: Leptosia nina
Lineage: Eukaryota; Metazoa; Arthropoda; Insecta; Lepidoptera; Pieridae
Source: the annotation of a GenBank genome assembly
AUGCCACCUAAAAGUCAAAAAUCAAUUACUGAUAAAUCGAGUGUCUACGGUGAAUUUGACAGUAUUUACCUUACUCCACGAGAAACAAGCGUUUCAUUAACAUUACAAGGCGAAACACCUGGACCCGGAGACUGGUUGUUUCUGGUUGUGUUUGAUGGUCAAAUAAUAUUAGAAGUAAAGUGGAUUAAUGAAGUCGUUCAUUUUAUACAAGCCCUCCCACUAGAUCUCAAGAAACCCAACGACCAAAGUUUGUUAGCAUCUUGCCCGUUGACCUUCCUUUUACGUGCUGUUGGUGGAAAAGGUGUGAAAGACCCUGAUCCUUUGAUGCAUAUCGAUAAUCGUAUUGGUGGAAAUGUUGAUUUAUUUCCCUUAGUGUUAGGGGAAGAAAAAAUAAUGGUCAAAACUCUCUUAUAUGUUAUAAGUACUGGAGAAAUAACAACGUGCUCGGUUACCGUACACGCCGAAACCAAUGGUAUAAUAGAAAAUAAUAGAGUGCCUUUGAUAAUGACGAUGAUUUCUGCUCACUGCCUCCCUGUGGCUAGAGAAGGUACUGUUUACUUAAGUGCGAUAGGAUUAAAUGACGUACACAAUCCUCCAGCUGUAAACUUUGGGAUGUCGUUAAGUUCAUCUUCAGCUAAAAAAGUUGUAUGGUCAUCUAUCAGUAAUGCUGCUUACGCCGCUAAUACGCAUUUUAAUGUUCCAAAAGAAGACAAGUACAUACCUGAGGAUUGCGAUCCUAAGAAUGGUGAAGCGUGUACUUGUGUCUAUUGGAAUUCCAUGAAACGAGUUCUUGUUGAUCCAAUCGCCUUACGAGAACGAUUAGAAAAUGGCUCUUUUUUAAUAGAAAUAGCUGGUGUUCCAAAGCAAGGCAAGAUUGACGUAAGGGGUCGAUACAUGACGUUUGUGGAUGUCGGUGUUUUGCUUGAACCUGGUCAGUACGGUGUUACUACGUGUGCUAACUUAGCAUACUUCAGCGAAAAUGACUUACCAGAACAUGUGGGACCACUACUGGAGUUGCCACCGACUAGUGCUAAAAUUAGUGUUAGGGAAUCUGACAUGGUGACCGAUGACUUUGGCCACACCGCGUAUAUUGUUGUAAGAUUUGAUUUAAGUGAAUGUUUGGUUCCUAAACGAAAAAUUGCCACACUUUACGAAACAUUAGGCUUUCCCGUGCCUGAAGGGCCUACAGGGCCUGUCGAUGAGUUGCGAGCCGAGCCUGCAGUUGAAGAUCCUACCAUAGAUGUUAAAAAAAUUAGAAAGGAAGGUGGCGCACUAGCGGUGCACAAAGAAUUAUGUGGAUUGUCUUGUAAAGGCACAAUACAAAUGAACCAAAGCAUAAAACGAACAGCAGCUAACCGUUUAUUGUAUCGCACGAGGUCGAUGCUUAAACAAUUUUCACCAGGCGAUUGUUCGAACAUUUAUUUGCAGGAUACUAUAACUGCUCAACAUGUUGCUUGUCGACGUGCUGUAACUUCAUCUUUUGCUCCACAACCACCCCUCCCUCGGCCUACAUCUCGAGUCGCGGCCGCAAGGAGUCGCAUAGCGUGUGACACAAGAAUCGCUAAUGAACACGUAGAAAAAAAUCUAAAGGCCUUGCAGAAGCACCCGAGACCACUGCUGUGUGACCACACUGAAGAAGCACAUGCAGCACUACGCAUAGCAGCUAAGGGUGAUGUUAGUGACGGUGUCACAAAUGCUAUCAGCUGGGCAGCAUUGCACGCGUUUUAUCAUUACAAUAAAAAUGGUUACGCAGCUUUUAUCGCUGCUAAAAAAAUGCGUAAAGCCUAUGAAUUGCCGCGAGAGUGGAAAAAGUUUCUCCAAAGAUGGGUUGAAACAAGCGGUGAAGAAGAAGCUCUUUGGCUACCGAACGUGAUCGAUAUAAGUAACCCACUGCUUAUAGCAUCAGCUUUCUUUCUGUGUUUACGGUGUUACCGGUUUAGCGAAAUGCUAUUACAAUGCGCCCAGAAAGGGUGCGCUGUACGUGGAUCUCGUUUAAACUUGAAGACGGUGAUAAAAGAAGAUAGUUAUUACGUUCAAGCUGCUGCUUUCUUGCUGAAAAGGAAAGUCGAUAACGCUUUGGAAGUGACGGAAAACGGGAUAAAAAAGUUUGGACCAUCGUCUAUGAUGUCACAAAUGCGUGCAACAUGUUUGAUGUACGCUCGAGGUUGGGAUGGUGACUGUGAGGAUAGUUUGGCUGAAGCAGACCGCGCUGGUGCUGAAAUACCACCUUCGUUGCUGUUGCGUGCAGCUUUAGGUGGAAUUAAGACUGAUCCUGAAGCGGCAUUACAGCGGGCGGCACGUGCGCACAAAUUGGCUCCCUCAGCAUAUUCAGCGUUAGCUAUUGGCCGUAUUUAUAUGAAUAUUGGAAAGGAGAGCCUAGCUGAGCGAUGGGUCGCAGCUGCAGUUAAUACAGAACCCUUGUUAGCUGAUGGGUGGGCUGUUUUAGCUCUUCUAGCAAUGAAGGAGAGAAAUUUAGAUAAAGCUAGAACCAUGCUCCGUACAGCAAAGCAAGCUGGGCCAGUCAGCCCAGAUAUUAAAGAUGACGUGAAGAAAGCGAUGAAAAUAGUGCGCUUAGAAGGUUUGCCAGAGAUGCUUGUCAAGGAUUUAUGUUUGUGUGAAUAUUAUUAA